GCCGUAAGGGCCUUGUGAUGUCACAGGGUCAGGUGACAUGCUAAAGUCAUGUGGCAUUGACUACCAGUCGACUUGUCCCUCCCGUGACGUAAUAUCUGUGCGCUUUCAUUUUAAAGUACAGGUUUGAGAAAAAAAAACAACUAUGGGGGUGACAUGUGUCACGCAGUUUCCAUUGGCAGAAGGGAAAAGUGUGCAGCAAACUGUUGAAAUCCUUACUCGCAAACUGGAGCAGCUGGGAGCUGAGAAACAAGGGACGUUCUUUGUGGACUGUGAGACCUACCACACUGCAGGGACCACUGUGGGGUCAACAGGUCAGUCUGGAAAACUUCUGUACAUCAUGCACUGCUCGGAAUACCCCCUCAGUACCUUCGCUCUGUUUGAGAAUGGUCCCUGCUUAGUUGCUGACCAGAACCUGGAUGUACUGAUGAUAAAACUUAAAGGAUUCUUCCAAAAUGCAAAAGCCAACAAGAUGGAGACACGCGGCACGCGUUACCAGUAUUGUGAUUUCCUUGUCAAGAUUGGCACAGUCACUAUGGGACAGAGUGGUCGAGGGAUAUCUGUAGAGGUGGAUUAUUGCCCUUGCGCUGUGCCAGGGGACUGCUGGAAUCUGAUGGUGGAGUUUAUGCAGAGUUUAAUGGGUAGUCAUGCGCCAACAGUUCCUCCUGUUUUCAACUCCAAACACGAUGCACUGUAUACACCUGCAGACACCAUGGUGCAGUACAUGGAGCUGCUUAACAAGAUCCGCAAGCACCAGCAGGGAACAGUGACUGGAAUGAGAUUAUGAGACUUGCACAGCUCUCUAUUUUUUUUAUGGAAAAGUUGACCUCUUCACAACAAAGGCCUUUUGGGUAGGAGGAAGGAUAUUUUUAUUGAAAAGGACUUUAGAUAUCUGUUGCAGAAGUCUUUUUGAGUAGCUGAUAGUGUACAAGACAAAAAUAGUUACUUUUCAUGUAUUUUUCAAGUGGACGUCUUGUUGGCAUCAUUGUAGAUCACUGUUCCAAAUAAUGUACAAAGUAAAUGACACCUUGUGAAAAGGGUAAUACAUCAUUUAAUAUGGUAUUACAACAAUAUUUCAGAUGGUCAUUGUGUUUUAUACCUUGGUUUCUAUAAAGACUGUUGAGAAAAUGUGGACAGUUUGGAGGUAUAGCUAAGGCUGACCAUAUCCACAAAUCCAGCCUAAACAGUUGUCUAUUUUUAAAGUGUAACUAACCUUUUGAACAUGUUUUUAUAAAAAAAAAAAAA
Messenger RNA from Bufo bufo (common toad), 1242 nucleotides. It is a transcript of the gene MED20, whose product is annotated as mediator complex subunit 20. Gene Ontology annotation, cellular component: mediator complex. The record is from RefSeq and is a predicted model, not a curated record. Gene Ontology annotation, molecular function: transcription coactivator activity. Gene Ontology annotation, biological process: regulation of transcription by RNA polymerase II. The coding region runs from base 143 to 784 and encodes 213 amino acids. NCBI's taxonomy places the organism in Eukaryota, Metazoa, Chordata, Amphibia, Anura, Bufonidae. The transcript is spliced from 4 exons.